CCGCCGGGCGCGGCGGGAGGAUGUCGGCGCGCGCAGCGCGUGCGUCGCCCCCUGCCCCCCCCGCGCCCCCCGCCCCCCGCCCGGGGGGGGACCCUCGCGCCCAGGGGAAGCCCCGCGCGGGGCGCCCGCCGCCCGCCCCAGUCCCUCCGCCUCCCGGAGGCCCGGGGCUGCCUCUUCGGGCCGCGCUGGGGCCGCCCCGCACUGCGCAUGAGCGGGAGCCCGGCGAGCCCGUGAGAGGAGCCGCCGCCGCCGCCGCCGUCCAUUCGCUGCGGAGCCGGAGGAGGAGGGGAGAGGCCUGGAGGACACCAACAUGAACAAGUUGAAAUCAUCGCAGAAGGAUAAAGUUCGUCAGUUUAUGAUCUUCACACAAUCUAGUGAAAAAACAGCAGUAAGUUGUCUGUCUCAAAAUGACUGGAAGUUAGAUGUUGCAACAGACAAUUUUUUCCAAAAUCCUGAACUUUAUAUACGAGAGAGUGUAAAAGGAUCAUUGGACAGGAAGAAGUUAGAACAACUAUACAAUAGAUACAAAGAUCCUCAAGAUGAAAAUAAAAUUGGAAUAGAUGGUAUACAGCAGUUCUGUGAUGAUCUGGCACUGGAUCCAGCCAGCAUUAGUGUGUUGAUCAUCGCGUGGAAGUUCAGAGCAGCAACGCAGUGCGAGUUCUCCAAACAGGAGUUCAUGGACGGCAUGACAGAAUUAGGAUGUGACAGCAUAGAAAAACUAAAGGCCCAGAUACCCAAGAUGGAACAAGAAUUGAAAGAACCAGGACGAUUUAAGGAUUUUUACCAGUUUACUUUUAAUUUUGCAAAGAAUCCAGGACAAAAAGGAUUAGAUCUAGAAAUGGCCAUUGCCUACUGGAAUUUAGUGCUUAAUGGAAGAUUUAAAUUCUUAGACUUAUGGAAUAAAUUUUUGUUGGAACAUCAUAAACGAUCAAUACCAAAAGAUACUUGGAAUCUUCUUUUAGACUUCAGUACAAUGAUUGCAGAUGACAUGUCUAAUUAUGAUGAAGAAGGAGCAUGGCCCGUUCUUAUUGAUGACUUUGUGGAAUUUGCACGCCCUCAAAUUGCUGGGACAAAAAGUACAACAGUGUAGCACUAAAGGAACCUUCUAGAAUGUACAUAGUCUGUACAAUAAAUACAAUGGAAAAUUGCACAGUCAAUUUCUGCUGGCUGGACUGAACUGAAGAUCAAUCCUCACAAUUCAGACUGAGGGUUGAGACAAAACUUUAAGGAUACAUCUUGGACCAUAUCGUAUUUCAUUCUUCUAAUGGUGGUUUGGGCUUGUCUUCUAGUCUGGGCCGCUCUAAACAUUUAUUAUUCCAACAUUGUGGAUUUCAUCUUAUAUCUGUGGACCAUCCUAGUUUAUUCUCCCAUAAGUCUUAGAAGCUUUAUGGUGAUUUUUUUGAAGUUUCCAUUCUUGCAUAAAGCACAAUGCUGUCUUCAUCAGAAAACAGUUUGGCAUAAGAAUUAAACAUGUGAACAUCACAAUUUAUAAAAACUUCUUAAAUAUAUGCUUUGGGCUAGUUGCAAAGACUAUGCUGAUAGCACUUCCAGUGAGAGUGAUAUAUUUAAGUGUACCAGAUCUGGAAUGGUGUUUUGGUAUGGGGGGAUUUUUUUUUUUUCCUGGCAAAUCACAUGUAUUGUUAACGUGAGUAGAGUAUCUGUUGAAAAAAAAGUCAAAAUAACCAACGUGAAAAAUUUUUAGUAUAACUUGGUGUGCCUACCCAAAAUUUUACUGUGUUUUAGACCCUCGAUUUCAGAAGGUUCCACAGAACUAGUCUGCACUUAUCUUACCCAUGUUUAUAUAUAGUUGUCUUACAGGGGGUUUUAUUUAGAAAAACAUCUGCAUAAUGUUAGAUUCUACUCCUGUCUACAUUAUGCACUCCAUAAUUGGAUUUCAUUAUGAUUUUGAAACGCUUAUAUGCCUGUCGAGUAAGUUAAACUAUUUAAUUUGUUUUGAAUGUUUUAGAUUGCUACAUAAUACAAUAUUCUAAAUUUAGGCAUGAGGGUUUAUUUUUGUUUUUUGGGUUUUUUUUGGUCAGCGCACUAUGGAACACAAAUGAAAUUCUCUUAAUUUAUAAGAAGAUAGUAGGAAUUAAAUUUUGAAAAUGGUUGUAAUGAGCCAUAAAGUUCAAUUCUUAUAGGUACUGCUCUUUCAGACAAAUAGUCCAUUUUUGAUGACUUCUUAUUUUGUUGAAAUUGCUUUAACUGCUAAUCACUGUGGUUGCCAAAUAUUUCAGGAGCAAAGAUUUUCAAGCAGGCAUGCACUUGAUGCAAAGUACCAGUCUGGCUUCUAUUUUCAUAAAUUAUUUAAUUUCUACUGUUCUUUGUUUCACUCAGAUUAGCUCAGUUUUCACAUCAAAGCAGAACUCUGUCUUGUAUGUUUUUUUUUUUCUUCAUUACGAGACCCAUGAACUGCUUUCAUGCUGAAAAUGCUCAUUUCUUUGUUCACUUCUUGACCUGUGAAGAAGGGUUUAUUGCUUUCUUAAACAUUUCUAUAAGGCAGGUUAAAAAAUGUAAAAUUUCAGAUAUUGGAUGACUGGUUUUUAGCAGGAGUAGAUUUUGCUUGGUGUAUCCAGGCACUCUAAGUUCUAAUGUUGAAAUUAUCAAAGGUAUGUACUUCAGAAUAGCAGUACAUUAUAAGGUAUAUGGGGAAAUGAUUUUAAGAAACAAUGAUAUAUUAAAACUUUUUAUUUACAUGAUUUUGAAAUUGACUAGAAAGCUUUCCCCAUAGAUAUUAAUAUUCUAAUCAUAACUUUAAUUCAAGAAUAUGAUUCUAUCAAAAGAAAAUUUUGAAAAUUUCUAUUCAGGUUACUGGAAUUGGUUAUUAAAAAAAGAAAAGAAAAAAGAAGAAUCCUGCUGCUUUCAGUAUUUCCUGAUUUCAUAUUUGUAAAUAUUAAGAGGAACUUCAAUUAUGAAAAAUUUUAAAAAGAUAUAUAUAUAUAAAUGUACUAUUUUGUUUCCUGUCUUGAAGAUUUUGAGUUAUGGUAUUGUUUUUGAAUUGAUUAAUUAAUUCCGGUAUGCUGUGUUUGGAAAUGAGAUCCGAUUAGCUUUUUUUCCCCAAUAUAAAUUGUUUUUCAUAAAAGUCUGAUAUUGAUUCGUGGCCUAGUGCCUUGGGUUUUACAGACUUUUCCUUUUAAAUGCAAGACCUUUUCAACAAAAUAGUGUUUGUCAUCAGUUUGGUACUAAACAUUUAUAAUUACUAUGUAAUUAUAAACAAAAAAAUACAUAAAGCUUUGAAUAUAAUCAUGUAGCAUAAAAGUUAAGGUUGUUAACUCUAUGAUGGCAUCUUAGAAUUAAACAAUACUAUUACUAGGGCUGAAAAGAGAAGACUGAUUUAAUGUGGUGUGGUUAUUCUGAGGAUACAUGUCUGGUUACAGGGAAUAUUUUGUACUAAAAAUGCUUACACAUAAUGGCCGUGUGUGUGUGAGUGUGUGUGAAAGAGAGAGAUUGACAGAUUGAAAGAGACACACAUGCUCACACACACACACACACACACACAACUUGAAUUGCUUUAAUUCAUUAGUGUUUCAGUCUUCAUUCUGGUAAACUCCCCAUGCUGAUUCUUUGUUUUAAACUGAACCACAGGUACAGUUUCCUUUUUGCCAAAUGUCAAAACAGGUACACAUUUUACAAUGUAAUGCUUUUUAAAUAGUAAAGUGUAUAAAAUUAGAAGUGCCCACAUAUAAAAAUACUUGAGAUCAAGAUUAUCUUUAGUGACUAUCAUCUGCAUAUCUCUGUAAGUUCAAUUGUGUUUCUUACAUCCCUGUCAUAUUAUCAACAGAGGCAAUAAAAGCUUCAGUGAAAUUGCCAUGACUAAAUCUUUUCACAUAUUAUUUCAGUGUAAUACUUUUAAAGACUAAAAUAUAUCGGAAAACUUUUCCAGAAAGGAUAAUUAUUUAUGGAAAGAGCAUUAUAAUGGCAAGUUUUGGGGAGAAAAGACAUGCCAAGUCUUGUUUACUACAUUUAAAAUGUUUACAACUAUACUGGGCUGCUUUAUUUAAUUAACAGUACUGUAGUUGUGUAAUACGGCUUUGUAAGUAUGUGUUCUUCAUUAGACUUUUAAAAAGUUUUAAUGAGAGAAAGAAAACUUAAUAAAAUAACAUGGGAAAUCUUUUAUAUAAUAUGCUUACUGGGGAAUUCUUAUUUAAGCAAGGUAUACUAUUUUUUUUCCUCAGAAAGAUUUAAGUGAAUGAAGUGUUCAUCUAUUUUUUAUUUGACGAUAAUCAAGAGGUUUGAGUAGUUGUAGCCAGUUUAAUGUGCACUUUGCUUAGAUUUUUUAAAACAUGUUACGAUGAAGACUACGUAUUGUAAACCUUCUGUAACUUUUACGUGUGAAUGACAGAAGAAAGUUAAACGUAAUGAAAGAAUUUUGGAAUAAAAAAAGGAAAGUGGUGCUGGGGAAAUUUAUUAUAGUUCACGAAGUAUGCCUUUGUAAACCUGAAUCAACUUUUAGCAAGAAUUAAUUUAUGGAGUUCUAAAUGUUAAAUUGUGUAUAUUUAAUAGACAAUACUUACUUGACACCUCAGCAGUUUUCUUUAAAUGUUACUUUAUACUUUUAACAAUAUGAUUUAUAUUGCAUACAUAGAUGUUUUGAUAAGAUUUUAUCAAAUUUGAUAAUGUAAUGAUAAAAUGUUUUUAAAAUGUGAACUAUUUAACAUAUAACUUAAUAUCUGAGGACGCAAUACCUGAAUUGUGAUUUCUACAUAAUGUGAUAAUUAGGGUUCAAAUUAUGGCUCAUCAUUUAAUUGAUUAUAAACGAGUAUAUUUCUGAACUCUUUACUUGCCUCCAUUUUUACAAUCAUAUAGCAAUAAUUUCUAUUUUUAUUUUAUAGAAAUGUGGUGAAGUUAUAUAUCAUGAUACCUUUACCUUUGAUUUCUGAAGGGGAAGGGGUUUAUAUUUUGUAGUUGAUAAAUUUGAAAAUUCCUAAUAGUACAAAUCCCCUUUUCCAGGUUUACCCUUACUAUUUGUCCCUAUUUUGGUUGAAUAUUUGCUUGAUUUGUACCUGAUUCUGGAGGCAGAUAGUCCUGUUUUUUUUUUUUUUUCUCAAUUCAUAAUACAGUUACAUAAAUGGUU
Balaenoptera musculus (blue whale) is the source of this 5074-nucleotide messenger RNA. It is a transcript of the gene DCUN1D1, whose product is annotated as defective in cullin neddylation 1 domain containing 1. The record is from RefSeq and is a predicted model, not a curated record. The coding region runs from base 311 to 1090 and encodes 259 amino acids. Lineage: Eukaryota; Metazoa; Chordata; Mammalia; Artiodactyla; Balaenopteridae. Gene Ontology annotation, cellular component: ubiquitin ligase complex. Gene Ontology annotation, molecular function: ubiquitin-like protein binding; cullin family protein binding; ubiquitin conjugating enzyme binding. The transcript is spliced from 7 exons. Gene Ontology annotation, biological process: protein neddylation; positive regulation of ubiquitin-protein transferase activity.